Molecule: messenger RNA, 1427 nt
Organism: Colossoma macropomum (tambaqui)
Lineage: Eukaryota; Metazoa; Chordata; Actinopteri; Characiformes; Serrasalmidae
Gene: sowahca
Product: sosondowah ankyrin repeat domain family Ca
Exons: 2
Coding region: 50-1360 (436 amino acids)
Molecular function (GO): protein binding
Source: RefSeq, a predicted model, not a curated record
UAUAGAAGAAGAUCGAUUGUUUUCGCUUCUCUAAUAAACAUCACGCAGGAUGGCGACGGAGUGCAGCCAGGAGUCCGUGCUGGAGUUUCUAAUUGAGAAAGGGGGGCGUGUGAGGAAUAAGGAGUUGAUAGAGCAUUUUAAAGUGUUUCUCGCUGGAGAAAAGGACAGAAACGUGGAAAAGGAGUCCUUCAAACGGUUUGUGGACAACGUUGCUUAUGUCAGGCAGGAGAAUGGGGAGAAGGUGGUGUGCUUGAAGAAGAAGUACAGGAGGAUGCCAGGAGCUACACAUGACCCUAAUCCUAAACAAGGUGUGCCGUCUCCUGGGAAGGAGGACAGUGAUGGAAACGGGAAGCUUGGUCAGAAAUCCGACACGCCGUCGAGGCACAGGAUGCUUGAUGAUGGGGAAAGGGGCAUGGAUGUGGACGUAUGCAUAUCGGACAUUGCACUGGUUGAAGUAACCGCCUCAGAUGGCGGAGGCCCCGCGGUGCAGCUGGUGGGCCGACGGAGAACCUCUCGGGGUUCGCAGCGCAGCCUCCUGGCCACCUCGGACGAAGUGGACUCGGUAGGCAUGGAGGUCGGUACCCCAAGAAGCAGCCGAAGGAGCUUCGUAGAGCUGAUGAUGAGCAGCUCCCCGCAGGUGCGCCGCAACCUGGUGCGCAGGAGCUCGCAAGGCCAGAUGGUGGCCAAACGGUGGGAUUCUCUGAAAAGCGAAGGGGAUUCUAGCUCAGUGGAGGAGGACUGCGCCUCGGUGACUCUAGACCCACUAGAGCACGAGUGGAUGAUGUGCGCUAGUGACGGGGAAUGGGACAGCCUUCAGCGGCUGCUGGUUUGCGAGCCAGGUCUCGUCACCAAGAAGGACUUUGUCACCGGCUUCACUUGCCUGCAUUGGGCAGCCAAGCAGGGCAAGCAUGAGUUGCUUGCAUUGCUGGUCACCUUCGCCCAGCAGCACUCCGUGGCGGUCAACGUGAACGCCCGCUCCAGCGCCGGGUACACGCCUCUCCACCUGGCGGCCAUGCACAACCACGUGGAGGUCAUGAAGCUGCUGGUGGGAGCUUAUGAUGCGGACCUAGAGGCGAGGGACUACAGCGGGAAGAAGCCUUCCCAGUACCUCAACCCUGCAGUCGCAGGCGACAUCCGAGACAUCGUAGGCGCUUGUGGGGACUUGGACACAGAGAAGCCCAAGUUGCUGGCCAAGCCCAAGUCGCUGUACCGCAAGGCUUCCAUCGGCAGGAUCAAGCUAAACCGAGGCAGGGUCAGGACCCAGAUUGUUCACAGCACCUCUUUCAGAGAGACUGAGGAAGGGGAUGGGUCCCUGACGAGCCCUGUCAAGUCCAGACCCGUGUCCAACCUCUUUGGCUAGGGCGAGGAUGGUGGAAUGCCUUUCCCAAAAUUGUUCCCAGAGAAAAUUCCGCUUUUACCUCUUAGGC